Molecule: messenger RNA, 2534 nt
Organism: Coregonus clupeaformis (lake whitefish)
Lineage: Eukaryota; Metazoa; Chordata; Actinopteri; Salmoniformes; Salmonidae
Gene: dnaaf1
Product: dynein axonemal assembly factor 1
Molecular function (GO): protein binding
Source: RefSeq, a predicted model, not a curated record
AUCUAGAUGUCUUCAUAGAAAGCUAAGCUUUUCAAAUAGACCUCUCAGUUAAAAAGGUUCGCGCAACUCUCACUAUGACGUCAGUUGUUAAAAAAAUAUUUUUGUUCUUCAGUUGAACUUCAGGGCUCAUCUGUAAAAGAGACCUUGUUCUCAGUAUGACAGUAUGACAGUAUAAAUAAAAUAUGGCUCUGGCUUGCACACCCAAUCAUGAGAGGAGGGCGGUCGUCUUUUGGUGUUUCACCGUUCCUAUGGAAACAGAAAAGCUUUACCGGAAAAUAGUUGAUAGGGAGUUUAUAACAAGUUAUUUCAACUGGCUAAUACGUAAUCAAAAACUGUUAACUAAACAAGUAAAAGUAGUAUAUAGUAGUAGUAAUAACUUAAAACUAUCGACGAUGCAUCCUAUACCCCUCGAAUCCGGUGAGGUGGAAGAAGAGAGUGGCGGGGACUCCAGGACGACCCUGCAAGCUGGAGAUGCAGAAAUAUUGCUGGACACGAUGUCAACAACUUCCAGUAAUCAUGAGGAGGAGGCCUCCACGGCGAACUGCAGCCCCCUGGCAAACGUUAUCGAAGGAGAACGUUCUGUGUCCUCACAGACAGAAGUUGACAAACUCAUACAAGCCCAACAACAAGAGAAAAAGGAGAAGGACUCAGGUCCAAGAAUGACAAAGACAUUUCUGAAGGACCACUGCAAGCAAAAUAAACUCUACAUGACACCUCGAUUGAAUGACACACUGUAUUUGCACUUCAAAGGCUUCUCCACCAUAGAGAAUCUGGAGGAGUACACAGGGCUGAAGUGUCUCUGGCUGGAGUGCAAUGGGCUGCAGCGCAUCCAGAACCUGCAGGCCCAAACAGACCUACGUUGCCUCUUCCUCCACCAGAACCUCAUACACAAUCUGGAGAACUUAGAACCACUCAGCAAGCUCUGCACCCUCAACGUCUGCAACAACUACAUACGCACCAUCAAAAACAUUGCCUGCCUGCCUGAUCUGGGCACCCUGCAGAUAGCCCAUAAUAAGCUGCAGACAGUGGGAGACGUGGAGCAUCUGAGUCAGUGCCUCUCCCUCAGUGUACUGGACAUGUCCCACAACCUGCUGGAUGACCCAGACAUCCUCACUGUGCUGGAGAGAAUGCCUGAACUGCGCGUGCUGAACCUGAUGGGAAAUGAAGUGAUAAAGAAAAUCCCAUACUACAGGAAGACUAUGAUCAUACGUCUAAAACAGCUCACGUACCUGGAUGACCGACCUGUGUUCCCAAAGGACAGGGCGUGUGCGGAGGCGUGGGGGACAGCGGGUCCGGAGGGGGAGCGCAGGGAGAGGGAAUCGUGGCAAACGCGAGAGAGAAGGAAGAUCCAGGAGAGUCUGGACGCUAUUGCAAACAUCAGAGACCAAGCCAGAGAGAGACUGCGACUCAGAGAGCUGCAAGAGAGAGGGGAGUGUGAGACCACCACAACUCCAGAACUUGAGAGCCCCAGUGAAGAGAACCAGAGCCAGAAUCAGAGCCCGGGCUGGGAGGAGAGGAUCCAGGCGUUUGUGGAGGACAGUCUGGAGGCCCAUGAAGAGUUCCUACAGACACAGAGAGAACAGCCAGAAAAGGAGGAGCUAUGGAAUGAACAGCCACAGAAGGAGCAACAACUAGAAAGAGAGGAUCCGAAGAGAGAUCAGCUAGAGAGAGAGCACCAAGAGGGAGAUCAGCUAGAGAGAGAGCACCAAGAGGGACAUCAGCUAGAGAGAGAGCACCAAGAGGGACAUCAGCUAGAGAGAGCGCACCAAGAGGGACAUCAGCUAGAGAGAGCGCACCAAGAGGGACAUCAGCUAGAGAGAGCGCACCAAGAGGGACAUCAGCUAGAGAGAGAGCACCAAGAGGGAGAUCAGCUAGAGAGAGCGCACCACGAGGGACAUCAGCUAGAGAGAGAGCACCAAGAGGGAGAUCAGCUAGAGAGAGCACCAAGAGGGAGAUCAACUAGAGAGAGAGCACCAAGAGGGAGAUCUGCCAGAUGGAGAGCAAGCAGCAGAGAAAGCUUAAAGGAAGAACUGUUAGAUGUAAACCAGUCAAAGAGAGAACAACUACAAAGAAGGCAGAAGUUAGAGAGAGAGCAGUCAGUAUGUGGCCAGCCACAGUCUCAGACAGCUGGGGUGAUUGUAGAGCACGGUCCUGGACCAAUGGUGACCGAGCUAGAGGAGACAGAGGACCUGGAGACCAUCCACCUGGAGCCACGCCCACCACUUCGUAUUGAUGAUCUCCCUGACCUGGAGGAUGUGGACGUUGAAGAUCCAGACAGCACCUGCAUCUUCUCCUCUCAGAUUGGGACAGUGUGGACCACAAAGACCACACCCACCUCAGAUCCAUGCUCACAUUCACUGUUCAGAGUCUGUGGCAACACGUUAAACAAAUCGCCCACCAAUCACCUAGUAGCAUUGGACCCAGAGGCGGGGGAUGCCCCAGAGCAGGUGAUAUCAGAACCUCAGGGAGAACCCAGACAGAGGCAGAGCCCUGAAGCCAGCAAACCACGUUGUCUCAUUGAGGAGCUGGACUAA